GGUGCCGGUGGCGGUGCAGCCGCCCCGCCGUGCCCGCCAUGCCCCGGUACUGCGCCGCCACCCGCUGCAAGAACCGCGGCGGGCAGAGCGCCAGGGACCAGCGCAAGCUCAGCUUCUACCCAUUUCCACUUCAUGAUAAAGAGAGACUUGAGAAAUGGUUGCGGAAUAUGAAACGAGAUUCGUGGACUCCAAGUAAGCACCAGCUUCUGUGCAGUGACCAUUUUACCCCUGACUCCCUUGACGUGCGAUGGGGUAUACGAUACUUGAAACACACUGCUGUACCGACAAUCUUCUCUUCCCCAGAUGAUGAGGAAAAAGAUGGUUCUCAGAAGAGUCCACGAGAAAUACAGAGACAAGACCUGGAAGAAACAAAUGUAGUGUCAGAGAAAGCAUCUGUACCACUUGAACCUUGUGCACCAAAGGAAAAUCCUGUAAUUGCAGAAAAUAUAGAGGAAGAAGCAGAAGUAGUUUGCUCAGCUGCAUUCAGUAAACCUUUACAUAUUCAAAACCUGCAACUUCAAAAUGAAGACAACUUUCAGGCAGAGAGUGUCGUUCUUGAUAGUUCAUCUACACAGCAUAUACACCAACCUAAUCCUGUUUUAAUGGCAGCAGCAGUCCACAGAAUGGAAGCUACCAGUGUUCGUACUUCUGUGGAGGAUCCAGGAGGCUGUACAGCUACAGUCUUGCAAUUUACAGAUCCUGACUACAUGAAUUCAUCUCUGAAACUGAACAAUGCUGUGGGGCCAAUUCCUGAUUAUGCAAUUGAAAAUCCUGUCCCUCACGUUGUCUGCUCUGGUGAAGUACAGCCAACAAGUGAAGAUGCGGUUUUACUGAGUACAGUCACACAAAACAUUGAACAGUUCAGUGGAAGUGAAGAAUCUGUCAUUGCUAUUAUUGUGCCAGCUGAGAGUCCAGAACAGCCUGAAAUAGUAAAUAGUACUUUCCUGGCUGUUAAGGAAGAGUUUCUUGACACUAAGGAGAAAGAUAUGAUUGAAUAUGGUGGAAGUGAAAUAUUACAAACUGAGCAUUCAUACUGCAAACAAGACAUAGACAGAGAUCACCUUUGGCAAAAAAUUUCAAAACUCCACUCUAAGAUAACUUUGCUUGAAAUGCAGGAAGUAAAAACUUUGGGGAGACUCAGGUCCUUGGAAGCUCUUAUUGGACAAUUGAAGCAAGAAAACCAGCUUUCUGAAGAAAAACUGAAGACAGCAGAAAACUGCUUUACAACCCUUGAAGUAACUAUAAUACAGUAAAGGCUUUCACUGAUGGUUCUAAAAUA
Molecule: messenger RNA, 1279 nt
Organism: Chiroxiphia lanceolata (lance-tailed manakin)
Lineage: Eukaryota; Metazoa; Chordata; Aves; Passeriformes; Pipridae
Gene: THAP5
Product: THAP domain containing 5
Exons: 3
Coding region: 39-1253 (404 amino acids)
Cellular component (GO): nucleus
Source: RefSeq, a predicted model, not a curated record